Botrytis deweyae is the source of this 1241-nucleotide messenger RNA. RefSeq lists its product as uncharacterized. The transcript is spliced from 3 exons. Gene Ontology annotation, biological process: mitochondrial respiratory chain complex III assembly. Lineage: Eukaryota; Fungi; Ascomycota; Leotiomycetes; Helotiales; Sclerotiniaceae. The record is from RefSeq and is a predicted model, not a curated record. Gene Ontology annotation, molecular function: ribosome binding. The coding region runs from base 565 to 912 and encodes 115 amino acids. Gene Ontology annotation, cellular component: Cbp3p-Cbp6 complex; mitochondrion.
AAUCACAUCCAUCUCUGACCCCGUGCCUCAAUAUGAUCUCUUACAAAUCAUGCCCCCCAAAUCACCUGCACACCUGCACUCAAUUCUCGCAUCAAUCACUUCUCCCAUACGAUAUCUAUCUACUUACUAACCACACACCUCAUCCCAUCCGCCCAUACCAACUAUCCACACCCCCCCUCAAAUCUCUAACAUCCAAAUAUAGCAGCACCGCACCACCCGUUAGUUAACAAUCUCUAAUCUCGCACCGCAUCUCGCGCAUAACAAACAUGCACCCACUAAUAGGUAAAACUCACCAUCUCUCAUUCCUCUCUAGGCUCUAGCUCGCCCUAGAAGCAUCAUUCAUUCCAUUCCAUUUCAGCAUUCUCCCAAAGUCAUGACCGCAUACUGUACCUACCACCCACAUAUCCAGUAGCCAUCUAUCCAUCACAUCCAUAAUAUAAUCUGCAUUGAAAAUCCAUUUUAUUUCUCCCCCUCCAAUUCAACGACUUCCAAAACCUUCCCUGCCCUGUCGAUUCCUUCUGUGUGAAUAGUUUGUACGAGAGGAUUUCAUUUGUUGAAAACAUUAUGUCGCAAUCGCCCGCCACCCGCCACUACCUCCGCGCCCUCUCCCGCUGGCCCAAAGAUGCCCUCCGUCCCGAGGCCCAAUUCCAAGACGCCAUCCGUCGCCGCCUCGAGCGCAUAUCUGCCGCUGGAAACUUCAACGAAAAGAAAGAGCUCGGUCAGGUAAACGCACUGUAUAGUUUGGUGGAGAAUCGGUAUUUGGGAAAGUACCCCCUCACAAGCAAAACCCUCAAACCCGCCAGCAACCCAACAUACUACGACGAUCUAGUGAAAGAGCUCGAAGAGGCCCCUAACAGGAGUUGGUUCCAACAGCAGGUGAACAGAUGGAAGGGAGCUUUGCGAUUCCAAUGAGAGGUUUACCUUGCAUUGCAUUACAUUACACGUGUGAUAAUGAUGAAAGGGAGAAUGAAAGAAAGAAACAAAAAGGGAAAUUGGGAUGUAUUUAUAAAUAGGUAGGGAAUGGAAUGGAAUGAAUGGAAUGGAUUAUGGUAAAUACUAUCGUAGGCGUUGAGUAAGUUUGAUUGAUUCAUGAGUUUGAUGAGUAAAAGAUGUCUAGAAAUGAAAGGAUGAAGAGAAGAUUGCAUAAGUGCGUGCGUGUAUCACUCGGUAAAUAGAGGGGUUGUAGAUACAUUGGGGAAUCAUAAUACAUUCAUUGAAGGAUACUUACUCACUCGAGCCUU